Messenger RNA from Exophiala mesophila, 1491 nucleotides. RefSeq names its product phosphopyruvate hydratase. The record is from RefSeq and is a predicted model, not a curated record. Lineage: Eukaryota; Fungi; Ascomycota; Eurotiomycetes; Chaetothyriales; Herpotrichiellaceae. The transcript has 2 exons. The coding region runs from base 121 to 1461 and encodes 446 amino acids. Gene Ontology annotation, biological process: glycolytic process. Gene Ontology annotation, cellular component: phosphopyruvate hydratase complex. Gene Ontology annotation, molecular function: phosphopyruvate hydratase activity; magnesium ion binding.
CUGGAACACGCCAUUUUUUCUGCGAGACUCAUAAGGCCUGGCCAUCUCUGGACGCUAUCAAGCCAUGUCGUUUCAGACGCUCUAGACCAUCCUAGAGGACCACCUACCAAACCCCAACCAAUGCCGCCUGUCGCUAUUGAUUCGAUUAGAGCAGCCCAGCGGCUCGAUUCUCGUGGCAAGCCCACGGUGCAAGUCGAGGUAACUACUUCCGACGGAAUCUUCACUGCGAUCGUGCCCUCUGGAGCAUCGAAAGGUGACUACGAAGCGAUUGAGCUUCGGGAUGCGGAUAGCGAGGCUUUCGGGGGCAAUGGAGUUCUUGAAGCGGUCCAGAACGUCGAAGAAGUGAUUGGACCGGCGCUCAUCAGCCACAGAGUCGACUUGACUGCCGGGCUCAAGGAAAUCGAUGAUUUUAUGAUCCAGUUAGACGGGACCCCUGACAAGAGCGGCCUGGGAGCGAACGCGAUCUUGGGAGUCAGUAUGGCGUGUGCCAGGGCAUGUGCAGCGGCGCGGAAAGUACCGCUAUACGAGUUCAUCGCGCGCGAGAUGGGUUCUGACACGCGAGGCUACACGAUGCCCGUUCCGUUCUUCAACGUUCUCAACGGGGGUGUUCACUCUGGGAACGCCAUGUCGUUCCAAGAAUUCAUGAUUGCACCCACUGGAGCAAAAUCCGUAACGCAAGGCAUUCAAUAUGCGGCGGAAGUCUAUCAAGAGCUCAUGAGUCUCCUCAUCGAGAAGUUUGGCAAAUCGAGCAUCGGGAUUGGCGACGAAGGAGGGUUUGCACCACCGAUCUCUCAGCCCUCCGAAGCCUUAGACCUGCUGAUGGAGGCAUUUCAGCGGUCGGGCCAUCAGGGGCAUUUUCACAUCGGCAUCGAUCCGGCGUCAAGCGAGUUCUUUAAAGAUGAUGCAUACGACCUCGGCUUCAAAGCGUCGACGUCGAAUGUCAAGACGAAAGGAGAAAUGGCUGAUUUGUACCACGAACUGAUUCAACGCUACCCGAUCGCGCUCCUCGAGGACCCUUUCGCGCAAGACGACUGGGACGCUUGGGUUGCAUUCAAUCAGACCUGCCAGGUGGAAUUGGUGGGAGAUGAUUUGCUCGCCACCAACCUUGUUCGAAUCAACAAGGCUAACGAAAAGAAGGCGUGCAACGCGCUUCUCCUCAAGAUCAAUCAGAUUGGGACUGUCACCGAAGCGCUAGCUGCUGCAAACAAAGCCUUCGAACUAGGUUGGUCGGUGUUUGUCUCCCACCGCUCGGGCGAAUCGACCGACCCUUUCAUCGCCGAUCUCGCCGUGGGAGUCGGUUGUGGACAUCUGAAAUCAGGUGCCCCGUGUCGCGGGGAGAGGGUGGUAAAGUACAACCGGCUGAUGGACAUUGAGGAUAGCCUCAUCGCUCAGGGACAACAAUGCCGCUAUCCUGGCGAGCAUUUUCGCGCAGCUGCAAUGGCACCAGUCCACCGAGGCUGAGAAAUCUCGGUUAAUACUGUGUGGGCCGGA